Molecule: messenger RNA, 3176 nt
Organism: Cynara cardunculus var. scolymus (artichoke)
Lineage: Eukaryota; Viridiplantae; Streptophyta; Magnoliopsida; Asterales; Asteraceae
Exons: 6
Coding region: 343-2967 (874 amino acids)
Molecular function (GO): phosphoprotein phosphatase activity
Source: RefSeq, a predicted model, not a curated record
CAAUCUUCAAUUUCAUUUAUCGAUUUCUUUGAUUUGUCUUAUAAUGUCGUUAGUUGGUGAUGUUCUGGAUUGUGAUUUYAUGAUCMUGUUUAUGUUGCUUAUAAYGYAUUCACUUCGAUUGAUAUACUUGUGUGAUUAGUGGUUGCGUUGAUGGAUUGAUCAAUUGUACUCUGUUGGUUUUGACGUCAAACCUAAUGCAGAAUUGUUUAUUUGUUUAAUUAUAGUACGAACAUUGUUCUAUCGGCACCACUUGUUACUGAUAAAAGCUGAUGUUAUUUGCAAUUUGUCAUAGAAGAGUUACAAAUUUGUGACUCCUUUAAAGGCAUCAGAAAUCUAGCUAGAAUGGAGGUCAUCAUGUCAUCUCCCAUACAGAACUGUUCAGGGUUGGAAAAUGCUGGAGGUGACGUUUCUGCUAGUCUGCGUAGUAGACAUCAGGAAAGAAAGAAGAAAAAGCUGCUCAGAAGAGAAAAUAAUAAAAAUCCUGAUAGCAAACUCGAAGUUGCUCAACAAAAUGUUGAUGUGAUCCCACAGUCUUCCAUUSAGGAUAAUGCAAAUACUGAUCUAGGUACAACUGCAACCUUUCAGCUGAGUAAACGCAAAAUAAGAAGGAAUAAAAAACUGCUAAGAGAAGAUGCUGAAAACCCUGAGAGCAAACUGGAAGUUGCUAAUGUUGAUAUGAUCCCACAGUCGUCCAUUCAGGAUAAUUCAAAUACUGAUCUAGGUACAACUUCAACCGUUCAGCUGAGUAAAUGCCAAAUAAGAAGGAAUAGAAAACUGCUCAGAGAAGAUGCUGAAAACCCUGAGAGCAAAUUGGAAGUUGCUCGUCAAAAUGUUGAUAUGAUCCCACAGUCAUCCAUUCAGUAUAACCCAAAUGCUGAUCUAGGUGCAACUGCAACUGUUGAGCUGAGUAAACGUCAAAUAAGAAGGAAUAGGAAACUGCUCAGAGAAGAUACUGAAAACYCUGAAAGCAAACUGGAAGUUGCUCGUGAAAAUGUUGAUAUCAUCACACAGUCGUCCAUUCAGGAUAAUCCAAAUACUGAUCUAGGUACAACUGCAACCGUUCAGCUGAGUAAACGCCAAAUAAGAAGGAAUAGAAAACUGCUCAGAGAAAAAACUGAAAACCCUGAGAGCAAACUGGAAGUUCCUUGUCGAAAUGUUGUUGUCAUCACACAGUCAGAGAGUUUUGCAACCCCUGAUGCAGAGAUGGUGUCAAAAGGAGAAGAGCGCACAAAAGUUGCCAAUGGUCGGAUGGGGUCAGAUAUGCCUAAAAAUGUUCACAUUGAGGGUACAAUACAAAAGAAAAAGAAGAAGAAAUCAAGGAAAGAGAAACCAACUUUAGGUGAAAUUUUGAAUCCCCGACAGUUAGAGGACAUGGAAGUUGCCAUUGGUGAGAUGGAUUCAGGUACAACUGCAACAGAUCAUAUAGUGUCACAAAAGAGAGAGAAGCAGAAAUUAGAGAACAAGGAUCCAGCCUCAGGUGACAUUUUGGAUACUCGUGGGUGUGUACAAGACAUGGCACUUGCAAAGAAAGGCCUAAGCAGUACUAGAGCUCUUGAAUCAACAAGUGGUGAGUCAGUCUCAUGUAAAACUGCAACUCCUGAUGCAAAGAUAGUGUCAAAAGGAAAAGAGCACACAAAAGUUGCAAAUGGUGAGAUGGGAUCAAGUGAAACGAAAAAUCUUAAUGUGAAUGGUACGGUACUAAAGAGAAAUGAGCAGAAAUUAGAGAACACGAGGCCAAACGUAGGUGAAAUAGUGAAUUGCCAAUACUUGCAGAACCUGGAAGCUGGCAAUUACGAAGCACAUAGUACGAGUGCAGCAAAGAAAAAGAGRSAUAAGCUAAAGAAGAAAGCAGCCAAAGGUGAAAUUUCGACCACCAGUGAGAAUACAGAGGACUCGGUAAUUGCAAAGAAAGACGCAGGUACAAACAAAGUUUUUGAAGCAAUAAGUACCGAGUCAAAAAGAGAAGACAGCAUGGAAAUUGUGAAUGGUGAGAAGUGUCUAAGAACAACUCCCCUAGGUGCAGAUACAAUGAUUAAAAGUGUCGGGUGCACAGAGGUUGUCAGUAGUGAGAUGGGCUCAAGUGGAGCCAUGAUCAUUGUUGAGACCACGGGUUCAAGAGGAACAUCAACUCUUGAUAUGAAUACAGUCUCUAAAAGAGAAGAGCACACAGGCUCAAGUGGAACCACAAUUACUAAAACAGUAUCAAAAGUAGAAGAGUGCACAGAAGUUGGCAACAUUGAGACAGACUCAAGUAUAAGUAGGAAGACGGAAAAGCUGAGAAAGAAGAAAGAGGGGGUGGGUUUGAAGGCAAUCGAUGUGAUACCUCAGGUUCCCACAUCAAGGAAAAAGCUUAUUAUUUUAGAUGUAAAUGGGUUGCUYRMAGAUAUUUGYUUUUCUCCACCAAAGGAUGYCAGAGCGGAUAUGUAUAUGCUAGGACGAGCAAUAUUCAAGAGACCCUUCUUGGAUUAUUUCUUGUACUUUUGUUUCGCAAAAUUUCAUGUUGGCAUUUGGUCUUCGAGAACCAUGAAAGUUUUGGAUCCAGUGGUUAAUUAUCUGUUGGGAGAUUUGAAGUAUAAAUUGCUCUUUCUUUUGGAUGGUUCCAGUUGCACUAAUUCAGGGAUGAGGACUCUGGAAGAGAAACAUAAGUACAUAGUCUUUAAAGAUCUAAGAAUGAUUUGGGAGAGAAAUGGUCCCCCUAAUUCUUGGGUGAAAGGAACUUUUAAUGAAUCAAAUACAUUGUUGUUGGAUGAUUCUCCAUACAAGGCAUUGCUCAAUCCUAAACACAGCGGAAUCUUUCCUGUGUCUUACACCUACAAGGAUAAGAAUGAUAACUUUCUAGGUCCUAUGGGUGUUCUCAGAAACUAUCUGCAUGGUGUAGCGGCCACCGAUAACUUGAAGAUGUAUGUGGAACAACACCCAUUUGGUCAAAGUUACAUAGACGAAAAAAACCCACAUUGGAGCUUUUAAUCGCGUGUUCUCAUGUCUGGAAAUUACUAGUCCGAGGUGAGAAUCAUUGUUCUGAAUACAACCAAGGAGUAGAGACAUCAAUAACAAAUGAAAAGAUGAUGUGUAACCGAAGGGUUAUUGGCCCAACAUUAUUCGGGUUACCAGUAGAUCCCAAAAAGUAAGGAGUGUGUAAGAGUUUUGCCGUAUAUAAAUAUAAGAAGCCAUUUACC